Messenger RNA from Chlamydomonas reinhardtii, 1689 nucleotides. RefSeq lists its product as uncharacterized. The transcript has 2 exons. Bases 158 to 436 code for a protein of 92 amino acids. Lineage: Eukaryota; Viridiplantae; Chlorophyta; Chlorophyceae; Chlamydomonadales; Chlamydomonadaceae. The record is from RefSeq and is a predicted model, not a curated record.
CCUUAUGAACAUCACGGGGCCAUCCCACAUGCAACCUCUGUUCGCAAGCCCGCUACCUGCACGCAGCUGGUCGUAGGCCAAGUCGUCCCAGCUGCAGCCACCGUCCAGUCAGCCUCCUGCAGCAGUGCGUCACCUACGGUCACAUGCAGCCUGGGUAAUGGCUGCAGACCGCUUUGCGGCGGCGGUCGCGCUGCUUCGCACCGGCUGGGAGGCAGCGGUGUGGGAGGCCCGGGUGGCUCAUGGGCGUGCCGCUUUCGUGCCGCUCCCGACCGGAGACCUGCAACGGGCGGUGGCUGGGGCCCUGGAGCAGGUGGCCCGGGGAUUGGGGUGGGUGCAAGACGAGGACCCGCCCCUUCUCCUGGCGGAGUAUUCCGUGAAGGCGGGGACGGCGAUGCAGUCGGGUCCCCAGCUGUCCGCGCUGCGGGCUAAACACUAGCUCUAUGUGCGGGCUGCUGGUGUGCCCGAGGGGGAAACGGCUCAGGCCGCUGGAGUCUUUGCCAGCACCCUGGCCUGUUUAUGGGCAUUAAAGUGGGAGAACCGCCACAAGGAGGUGGCGGGCGGCGGGUGGCUUUGCGGGCGACGUGGCCAUGGCCAUGGGUGCCGUGCCGGAGUUGAGGGAUGCGUGUUUCACGCGUGCUGAUCUUUGGUUGGUGCAGCCGCCUGCUGGGCUGGCGCCGCCGGUUUGGGAUGUGGUGCGUUGUCCGCCCUGGACCUGGGCCGGCAGCAGGUGGUCAUGGCUGGUGUACGCGUGGGUCGGGCUUUGACAUCGUCCCAGGUGCUGCGUAUUAAUAUAUCGGUUCUCGCCGACUUCUGGGGUCGGCUGCAAUCUGUUGCUAGUCUUGGUACUCGUUCGAAAGGAUGAGACGCGGUGCCCUCUCAGCACCCGUUCCUUGCGCGGGGUGUCGGGGACUGCAUGCUCCUGGUGCUACCUGGCGAUGUGGACUCCCCGCCUCCCUUGCCUGGAAUCCUGGGGAUGUGGGGGUGUGGGGCUGUGGGCGUCGGGUGCCGGUGGUACGGUUUUCGGUUGCUUCGCGGUGAGUGAGUGCUCGCGCACCAGUGCUGCAGGGCUAGCGUUUGAUUGGGCGUCGCCGGACUACAUGCCCGGUGUACCUGGUUUUUUGCGUCUGGUGCUGAUUUCCUACACGGUUGUGGGGCUCUGGCGGGCUUCGGCUUCUCUCUGGGAAAACCCACCCCUAAUCUUACCGGACAAUACGGUCAUCUGUUACCGGACAUACAGGCUAAUCGGUUACCGCCGGACAAUGCGAUUUAAUUAAGGGACAAUUUGUCCGGUAAAGUAGAGUCCGGUAGCUUUCAGGCAUUGUCCGGUAGAGUCGCGCACCAAUGUCCGGUAGGGCGGCGCCAGAUUGUCCGGUAGCUUUCAAGCAUUGUCCGGUAGCUUUCAGGCAUUGUCCGGUAGGUUUCAAGCAAUGUCCGGUAAGGUAGUGCAUCAAUGUCCGGUAGGGUAGUGCACGAUUGUCCGGUAGAUUUCAAGGAAUGUCCGGUAGGUUUCAAGCAAUGUCCGGUAAGGUAGCACACCGAUGUCCGGUAGCCUAGCCAGCAGUACAAGCAGGACGCGUCCCACCGUCUUUUGUGGUGUCUACAGACACCGUUGCAUGUCCUGUCAUGCCCUUGUCAUGUAGCAGUGGCUCCCCUGCCCUUGUUCAACCCUGUACACAUACCCUUUUUGCU